This is a messenger RNA of Corylus avellana, 2916 nucleotides long. NCBI's taxonomy places the organism in Eukaryota, Viridiplantae, Streptophyta, Magnoliopsida, Fagales, Betulaceae. The record is from RefSeq and is a predicted model, not a curated record.
AAUACUUUUGCAAUCCUCUCACGAUUGCGUUUCUCUUGAGUGUUCUGUCGCUCUCAAAUCGAUUUUCGCUCCCCAGUUGUUGCCAUCGUAUUUUCGCUAAUUUGGUUUGCCCUACUGUCAAGCGGCAACAGCUCCGCCGAAUCCCACCCAUCGAAGAUCUGCCAUCCUCUUGCAAACCCUAUUUUCUGCCAUCCUCUUGCCAUCGUCUCACGAUUUUCGCUCCAAUUGCAAACCCUAAUAAUGCCGUCAAGCGGCAGCUCCUACGGUUUCAGCUUUAGAGUGUGGGAUUUUCGAAGAAUCGAAGAUCUCUCCGACUCGCGCCCACACGCGCCGGAUGAGGUUCCCAUCCAAUUUCGCGCGACUGAGGUCCUUAAAAUAAAGAAAUCCAUCAUCGGCAAUGACGAUCGUCAGGUGUCCGUCGCACAAGCGCGAUCUCGCACGCGAUCAAAAACCUUCUGGGUCCCCAAACGCGUGGCUCUGUUGUGCGAUGGUGGCGCGCGCAUGCUAUCCUUGCUUUCGGACGUGGGUGCCCCCGCAGAGCAUCAGGAAGCGGUAGCGCGAGAUAUCUCAUCGGCCGCCGCGGCUCGAUCUGUCGGGAUGGGAACGUCGCCGAUCGCGGUAACCUUUCAACACACCACGCUUGUGGUUGUGGAUGAUGUGAAUGAUGAUGAUGAAGAGUACGAUGAGAUGGAUAUGGGUUUGAGGGAGUCCAUGGCGGUAGAUGUGGCGAGGCCCAUCCCGGCCACUCGAUCUGCGAUUGAGGGAUUGAAGAAGGUAACCUUUGAAGAAGAUGGGCUUCGGUCGAUCGGAGAAUGCAUAAUUUGCACAGAGGAAUUUCAGGGUGGGCUCGAACUCACGCGGCUGCCGUGCUCCCAUGUCUAUCAUGGAGAUUGCAUUGUCAAGUGGCUGGAGAAGAGUCAUCGCUGUCCCCUCUGCCGCUACCCAUUGCCCUAUGUUCGGUUGAUUUUUGGUUGUCCAUAUAGCUAUAUAUUCAUAGAUCCAAGAAGCUAUAAGAGUAGUUUCAAAUGCAUAGCCAAGAAUUCAAGUAGUGAGGCUGUUGCGAAAAGCAAACACGUAGCCAAGAAUUCAAGUGUUGAGGCUUUUGCGAAAAGCAAACGUGAAGGUCUUUAUAUGACAAACGUGGCAAAUGGACAGGCUUUAAUCCCAAGAAGUUGUCUAGGCAACGAUGUGGCUCUUUAAGAGGACGAGGAUGGAAAUAUGGAUCUGGUUUUGUUGAUGAAAUUUUUCCAGUACUGAGCCCCAUUGCUCAGUAAAUUUUGCAGUUUGCACAGAAUAACCUGGAUCCAAUAAACUCCAGGGUUCUCUCGACACUCUCCCAAUCUCUCAUACCACUUGGGAUGCUGUCAUCAAUGUAGUUCAACUUCAUCUCGGUAAACAAUAUGAUUCAAUUGUGUUGGUGAGAAUUUAGUACCUCUUUCUUAUUUUAUUUUGUUUUUCUAAUUCCUGACACAAAGACCCAGAAAGAAUUUAUCUGUAGUUGAUUUUUUUUGUUUCUUUGGCUUUGGUUUUAGUUGAAUUUUAAAAGGCUAAGUAUUUGAAUUCUUCAAACUGCUUAUAGAAUGGAGUUGAUAAUAUUUCUUUCGCACCAAUAACUUUGUCAUUUUACUUGGUUUCUGUUAGCUCUCUAUACUAGCUCAACAUUGUCAAUCCUGGUAUUUUCAAUAAAUCCACAUUGGAAUCUUCAUGUUUUUCCGAUUCAAUAUUUGUUCAUAAGAUCCUGUAUAAAGCAAACUUAGCAAUUGCAUUUUCAUAACUAAACUUAGCACACCCGCCCUUUUUCUUGCUAUCUAUACUUACAUUUGACUUUAAUUGACUUUUUUUACUGUAAAAUUAUGAACAUAUUACCAGAUCUAUGAAUGGGUUUUGCACAAGACUACCUUCAAACCAAAUGUUAUCUGCUACAAUUUGCUUAUAGAUGCUUACAGGAAGAAAUCACCGUAUAAGGAUACAGAAUCUGCAUAUUUAGAACUUAUUGAAAGCUGGUGCAUCCCUACUGAAGAUACUUAUGCCCUUCUUCUCAAGGCUUACUGCACAUCUGUGCUGCUAGAGAAAGCCGUAUUUGCUGAAAUGCGAAAAUUUGGCCUUCCCCCAAGUUAGUCUCUGUGUGAACUUAUAGCUGUUUAUAUUUGGAGAAAAUUUGUUAUAAAUUUUCAACAACCUUGAGAAUUCAAUUAUUGAGUUCAUGAUCUUUUUUUGUUUUUAUCUAUGCAGCCUGUAUUCUUUUAGCAUAAUAAGUACAACUAUAAGAAGGCUCUCAAAGGGGCAAUAUCCUUAAAAUCUCAGAAAUUCUUCAACUUAUUUCAGAAUAACAAUGUAUGCUGCUUCUUUGUCAUGAGUAAUUUCAGAGUGGCGACAUAAGCUUCUUCCUAUUCCUCUUUAAUUGCCUGCUUUCUGCCAAAAAUCUCAAUCUAUUAUACUGUAUACCCUCAUUGACUUCUGAUUUUCUAAUGGUUCUUAGUCCUUAAUGAUUCUCUAGUCGUGACCUUUUUAAAUUGUGUUGCUAAAUUAAUUCUCUUGUGCAUUGCUUUUGGCAGAGGGAACUGGAUUGAGAGGUAUAUUUGAGAGGUAUUUUGUCCUUUCACUUUAAGGGGGCAAAAGUACAUUUUAAAGAUAACGAACUUGAUAUUUUCCGGUCUAAAUCAACUGGAGAAUAUCCUAAUGUUUUGCAGAGUACUAAUCCCAGCUGAGAUUGAUGAUUAUUUACCUGAAGUGAAGUAGCUUGCUGGUUGCUAUUGUCAGAUAGCUUUGAAGAGAGAUUAUUUAUCAAAUUUAUGUUGCAUUUACUGAUCAAUUUGAUGUACACUAAUUUGUUGUGAAUUGGUAGACCAAUUUGAUGUACAUCAAUUGAAUUGUGCAUUUGCAAGCUUAAUCAUUUUCUUUGUAUUAAAAUAAUUC